ACAGCGUGACCUGACACAUUUUAUCUUCCAAUUCUAGAGAGAGAGAGAGCAGUUGAAAUUGAAUGUUUUGAUUUUUGAAUUGUUGGUGAACUGAACCUGUCAAUGUUUUAAAUUGCUGGUAGUUAAUCUCUUUCUUUUUUGUAUAUUUUGACUCUAGCUAGGUGGGAAGAUUCUUCUGAUUUCUUCAGUGGAUUUAUUACUAUUAACUGAGAUUAUGAGCUUUUCAUGUCAGUUUCACAGUUAAGGAGCAGAAACCGUUUCUGGGUCUUGCUGAUUCUGACAAAACUCUUUAUGGGUCGUUGUCUUCAUGUCAUUUGAGCAUGAAUGACUCGAUUUUUAUGAGUGUCAUCUCAUGGUUGCUGAUUGGAGAAGCAUGAUUGGGAGUUGUUAAAGCAAAGUCUUGGGGUGGUUGGUGUAUCAAAUUUUGAGGCAUUUCUGAGAUCAUACAUUGGUGUCUGUCUGAGAGAGAAAAAGAGAGAGAAAGAGUUUGAAGAUGAAGCCACAUUGGGUUGCUUUCUCAGUUACUGAUUCUUAAAGCUAUAAUCAUCGAUUCUGCUCCUACCAAAUCAAAAUCAUGGUGGAAGAUAAUGAUGUUGCAAUUGAAUCACGUUCCACAGAAGAAUGGUUGUUGCAUACACAAGAACUUGUACCUGUUGCAGUUAACAAAGCAAGAGAGGUUAAGGUUUUUUCUUGCAGAUGGAAGGUGAUCAUUUCGAAAUUAGAACAGAUCCCGUCGUGUUUAUCAGACUUAUCAAGCCAUCCAUGCUUCUCAAAGAAUGCUCUUUGCAAAGAACAGUUGCAGGCUGUGUCAAGAACACUCAUUGAAGCAAUUGAAUUGGCUGUGUUCUGUGUGAAGGAAAGGUAUGAGGGUAAGCUUCGCAUGCAGAGUGAUCUCGAUGCAUUAACCGGGAAGCUCGAUUUGAAUUUAAGGGACUGUAUGCUUCUGAUCAAAACUGGUAUGCUUGGCGAGGCUUUUGCUUCAUUAGCGCCAGCUGUGGUAGAAUCAGAUGUUGCUGCUACACACAACAACAUAAGGGAAUUGCUCGCGCGCCUUCAGAUCGGUCACAUGGAAGCAAAGCAUAAAGCUUUAGACAACCUUGUUGAGGUCAUGAAAGAAGAUGAGAAGAAUGUUUUAUCCGUUCUUGGUCGGAGUAACAUUGCUUCUUUAGUUCAAUUGCUCACAGCAACAUCACAUAGGAUAAGAGAGAAAGCAGUAACGGUUAUCUGCUCGCUCGCGGAAUCUGGAAGUUGUGAGAAUUGGUUAGAUUCUGAAGGGGUUUUGCCUCCUCUCAUAAGGCUUGUUGAAUCAGGCAGUGCUGUGGGGAAAGAGAAGGCUGCAAUUACCCUUCAGCGGCUGUCAAUGGAGGCGGAAACUGCGCGUGCGAUCGUUGGAAACGGUGGUGUUCGCACGCUGGUUGAGCUUUGUCAAACCGGUGACUCCGUGUCACAAGCUGCUGCAGCUUGUGCUCUCAAGAACAUAUCAGCAGUUCCUGAGGUGAGACAAACUUUAGCUGAAGAAGGGGUUGUGAGGGUUGCCAUCAAUUUGUUGAACUGUGGAAUGUUGUUAGGUUCUAAAGAGUAUGCUGCUGAGUGUUUGCAGAAUCUCACUGCAAGCAACGAGAAUUUAAGGAGGAGUGUUGUGUCAGAAGGUGGAGUGAGAAAUCUUCUAGCUUAUCUUGAUGGUCCACUUCCUCAGGAAUCUGCUGUUGGAGCAUUGAGGAAUCUGGUCGGAUCGGUCUCGGAUGAAACUUUGAUUUCAAUGGGGCUCCUUCCGCGCUUGGUUCAUGUUCUGAGGUCUGGAUCUUCCAGUGCUCAGCAGGCUGCCACAUCCGCGAUUUGCCGGGUUUGCAGGUCAACAGAGAUGAAGAAAUUGGUUGGUGAAGUGGGCUGCAUUCCUCUCCUUGUGAAGAUGCUUGAGGCUAAAUCUAACAGUGCUAGGGAGGUUGCUGCACAGGCAAUUGCAAGCUUGAUGGUUCUGUCACGGAAUCGCGGGGAAGUUAAGAAGGAUGGUAAGAGUGUGCCAAAUCUGGUUCAGUUGCUUGAUUCAAGUCCUCAAAACACUGCAAAAAAGUAUGCAGUUUCUUGCCUUGGAUCACUUUCUUCUAGUAAGAAGUGUAGGAAGCUUAUGAUCUCAUAUGGGGCAAUUGGGUAUCUUAAGAAACUUACUGAGAUGGACAUUCCAGGAGCUAAAAAGCUACAUGAGAGGUUGGAAAGAGGGAAAUUGAGGAGUUUGUUUAGCAAGAAAUAGAGAGUGAAAAAACUGUUACUUCUUGUAUCAUGAUUCAUGAAACAAAAUGGAUAAGACUGCUAAUCUAUGCAAUGUAAUCAAUGUUAGAUUGUAUUAUAAAUAUUUAAACUUUUAAUGUA
Molecule: messenger RNA, 2367 nt
Organism: Lotus japonicus
Lineage: Eukaryota; Viridiplantae; Streptophyta; Magnoliopsida; Fabales; Fabaceae
Product: protein ARABIDILLO 1
Exons: 2
Coding region: 575-2248 (557 amino acids)
Molecular function (GO): protein binding
Source: RefSeq, a predicted model, not a curated record